AAUUCCCCGAGUAUACCCACUCUUCACCAUGGCUCACACUAUUAAGGAGAUCCCCACGAAGCCCUUCGACGGCCAGAAACCUGGCACGUCCGGUCUGAGGAAGAGGGUGAAGGUGUUCCAGCAGGAGCACUACACGGAGAACUUUGUCCAGUCCAUCUUCGACUCGAUCGAGCCCAAGGGCGCGACGCUUGUCAUUGGUGGCGAUGGUCGUUUCUUCUCCCCUGAGACCGUCCAGACGAUCCUCAAGAUUGGCUCCGCCAACGGUGUGGCCAAGUUCAUCGUCGGCAAAGACUCGAUCCUCUCCACGCCAGCUGCUUCGAACAUCAUCCGCAAGUACAAGGCCUAUGGUGGUAUCCUGCUCACGGCCAGCCACAAUCCGGGUGGCCCCGACAACGAUUUUGGUAUCAAGUACAACGUCUCGAACGGUGGGCCUGCGCCCGAAAAUGUCACGGAUAAGAUCUACGAGAAGACCAAGACGAUCACGUCGUACAAGGUUAUCGAGGCUGCCCCGGUCGACCUUUCCACUAUUGGUGAAGUCUCGUACGGACCUUCGAAGGUGCAGAUCAUCGAUUCAGUUGCUGAUUAUGUCGUUCUCCUCGAAUCGAUCUUCGACUUCCCACUCAUCAAGUCGUUCCUGUCUUCCCACUCCAACGACUUCCCCGUCCUCUUCGAUGGUCUCCACGGUGUGACUGGCCCGUACGCCAAGGCGAUCUUCAUCGACGUCCUCGGCCUCCCCAAAACGUCCGUGCAGAACUGCAUUCCGCUUCCGGACUUUGGCGGAGGACACCCCGACCCCAACUUGACCUACGCGCACAGCCUUGUUGAGGCGGUCGAGGAGCACGGCAUUCCGUUCGGUGCUGCGAGUGACGGCGACGGCGACCGCAACAUGAUCUACGGCAAGGGCGCGUUCGUGACGCCGUCCGAUUCGGUCGCCAUCAUCGCUGACUGGGCCGACACGAUUCCCUACUUCAAGAAGGGUGGCGUGAAGGGAUUGGCUCGCAGCAUGCCGACGAGCAAGGCUAUCGAUCUCGUGGCAAAGAAGAAGGGUUUCGAGUACUUUGAGGUUCCCACUGGCUGGAAGUUCUUCGGCAACCUCAUGGACGCUGGAAGACUUUCUAUUUGCGGUGAAGAGUCGUUUGGAACGGGUUCGGACCACAUUCGGGAGAAGGAUGGUCUCUGGGCUAUCAUGGCAUGGCUGAACAUCCUUGCGGCGGCCAACGCUAAGUCGCCGAACAAGCUGGUCGGGAUCAACGACAUCUUGUUGGAGCAUUACACCAUCUAUGGACGGUCAUACUUCAGCCGAUACGACUACGAGGAGGUGCCUUCCGCGGGUGCCAACGAGCUUGUUGCCAACCUCAACAAGGCCCUCGAGAGUGGCUCGUUCAACAACACGACUCAUGCGUCUGCAUCCACGGGAACCAACUUCACUGUAUCUGGACUGUACAACUUCGCAUACACCGACCCCAUCGACCACUCCCUAUCCAAGAACCAGGGACAGGUCAUCACCUUCUCCGAUGGCUCACGUGUUGUCUUCCGGCUCAGCGGUACCGGCAGUCAGGGCGCCACUGUGCGCAUGUACGUCGAGCGCUAUGUUGCGGCUGAGGCUGGGGAGGCUGCACUCAAGGCCGAUGCCGCUGAGGGUCUCAAAGGUCUGAUCGAGGUUGCACUCGAGCUGAGCAAGCUGAAGCACUAUUUGGGGGUCGACAAGCCCACCGUCAUCACUUAAACACAAUGUAGCAUACCAUCACUUAGAUUUUCGGAAUGAUUGAGGUUCAAAAACAAAA
Molecule: messenger RNA, 1784 nt
Organism: Mycena citricolor
Lineage: Eukaryota; Fungi; Basidiomycota; Agaricomycetes; Agaricales; Mycenaceae
Source: the annotation of a GenBank genome assembly